CGUUGCACUUCUCCUCCCCCCUCAUGAUUCAUGAAGCUGACCUUCACUUUCACUCUAAAACUCAAGACAACAACAACAACCCUUGUUUUCAAAGCUCCUUACACCACCAUCCCCCACUUGGCACAACAAGGUCUUACCCUUACACUUCCAAUCCCACUCCAUUCUCUACAAUGUGGAAUCUUGCUGCAGUCACUCACCAAUUCCAAAUUCAUCACACAAGCCCAACAACUUCAUGCCCACGUCAUCACAUGCGGCACUCUCCUCCACAACACCUACCUCGCCACCAAGCUCGCCGCCUGCUACGCUGGCUGCGGUCGCAUGCCUCAAGCCCGAUUCUUAUUCGAUCAAAUCUUGUUAAAGAACUCGUUUUUAUGGAAUUCUAUGAUAAGGGGUUAUGCUUGUAAUGGGUCUCCCUCGAAUUCCCUUGUUUUGUACCGUGAAAUGUUGAGUUUUGGACAAAAGCCUGAUCAUUUCACCUACCCUUUUGUUCUCAAGGCGUGUGGUGACCUUUUGGUUCAUGAAUUGGGUAGGAAGGUUCAUGCUUUGGUGUUGGUUGAUGGGUGGGAGUCAGAUAUUUAUGUGGGCAAUUCUCUCCUUUCAAUGUAUUCUAAGUUUGGUGAUAUGGAAACUGCCAGGAUGCUGUUUGAUAAAAUGCCUGUAAGGGAUUUAACUUCUUGGAACACUGUAAUAUCGGGGCAUGUGAAGAAUGGUGAGGCAGUUGAUGCUUUUGAAGUUUUUGAUAGCAUGAGAAGAGUUGGUGUUGUUGGAGAUGGGACCACCUUGCUUGCCCUCCUCUGUGCUUGUGGUGAUAUUAUGGAUUUAAAACUGGGGAAAGCAGUACAUGGUUAUGUUGUUCGGAAUAGUGGUAAACUAUGUAAUGAGUUUCUGACGAAUUCCCUAAUUGUCAUGUACUGCAAUUGUGGUUCCAUAUCUGUUGCAAGGAAAUUAUUUGAAGAGUUAAAAGUGAGGGAUACUGUAUCAUGGAAUUCUUUGAUUUCUGGCUAUGAAAAGCACGGGGAUGCUUUUAAAGUUAUGGAACUUUUCAGUCAAAUGUUUAUAGGAGGUGGAAUUCCUAAUGAAGUAACUGUUAUUGCUGUGCUGGGGGCUUGUAAUCAAAUCUCAGCUUUGCUAUUGGGCUCAUCUGUUCACACAUACCUUGUUAAAAGGGGUUAUGGAGUGAAUACUGCUGUGGGAACUGCCCUUAUUAGCAUGUAUGCUAACUGUGGAAGUUAUUUUUGUGCACGUCGCGCUUUUGAUGAGAUGCCCGAAAAAAAUUUGGCUUCUUGGACUGUUAUGAUUACAGGAUUUGGAAUUCAUGGGAGGGGAAGAGAGGCUAUCUCCAUUUUUUAUGAAAUGUUAGGUAAAAAUAUUAUGCCAGAUGAGGGUAUUUUCACUUCAGUUUUAUCAGCUUGUAGUCAUUCUGGAUUGGUGGACGAGGGUAAAGAAAUUUUCUAUAAAAUGAGCAGAGACUACAAUUUGGAACCUGGACCCACUCAUUAUUCGUGUUUAGUUGAUUUACUUGGCAGAGCAGGGAACUUAGAUGAAGCAUAUGCAAUUAUAGACAACAUGAAGUUGAAACCAAAUGAGGAUGUAUGGACUUCUCUACUUUCUGCUUGCAGAUUGCAUAGGAAUGUCAAGUUAGCAGAGAUCUCAGCUCAGAAGCUUUUUGAAAUGAGUCCAAAUGGAGUGAGUGGUUAUGUUUGCCUUUCUAACAUAUAUGCUGCAGAGAGAAGAUGGAAGGAUGUUGAAAAGGUAAGGGCAUUGGUGAAGAAAAGAAGAUUGAGGAAACCACCUAGUUACAGUUUUGUUGAGCUAAAUAAGAUGGUACAUCAAUUUUUUGUUGGAGAUAAGUCCCACCAACAGGCACAAAAUAUUUAUGCCAAAUUGAAAGACUUGAAUGAGCAACUCAAGAAAGCUGGUUACAAGCCUGACACUAGUUCAGUUCUCUAUGAUGUUGAGGAGGAAGUGAAGGAGAAUAUGCUCUGGGAUCAUAGCGAGAGGUUGGCACUUGCUUUUGCUCUUAUUAACACUGGUCCAGGGACCACAAUCAGAAUAACCAAGAAUCUUCGUGUAUGUGGAGAUUGCCACACUGUGAUAAAAAUGGUUUCUAAGCUCAUGAGUCGAGAGAUUAUCAUGCGAGAUAUCUGUAGGUUUCACCAUUUUCGUGAUGGCAUAUGCUCAUGUGGUGGAUACUGGUGA
This is a messenger RNA of Gastrolobium bilobum, 2199 nucleotides long. Its product is annotated as putative pentatricopeptide repeat-containing protein At3g11460, mitochondrial. The record is from RefSeq and is a predicted model, not a curated record. The transcript has a single exon. Gene Ontology annotation, molecular function: RNA binding; zinc ion binding; protein binding. The coding region runs from base 31 to 2199 and encodes 722 amino acids. Lineage: Eukaryota; Viridiplantae; Streptophyta; Magnoliopsida; Fabales; Fabaceae. Gene Ontology annotation, biological process: RNA modification.